CGGGAACGUUCCCUGAGACUUUUGUGGCGCUGGCCGCACCUUCAGAGAGGACGGCAGCCGAGAGGCAGGGCGCGAUUUGGUUCGCGCGGAUCCCAACGGCGUGAUGCGGUACAACGAGAAAGAGUUGCAAGCGCUGUCCCGUCAGCCGGCAGAGAUGGCGGCCGAGCUGGGCAUGCGGGGCCCCAAAAAGGGCAGCGUGGCCAAGAGGCGGCUGGUGAAGCUGGUGGUCAACUUCCUCUUCUACUUCCGCCCGGACGAGGCCGAGCCCCUCGGAGCCCUGUUGCUGGAGCGCUGCAGAGUGGCCCAGGAACAGCCCGGCGGCUUCUCCAUCAGCUUCCUGGAAGACCUCAGCAGGAAGUAUCACUUUGAAUGCUGUAGUCAAGAGCAGUGCCAGGAGUGGAUGGAUGCUCUUCGGAGGGCCAGCUAUGAGUACAUGCGGCGAAGCCUCAUCUUCUACAGGAACGAAAUCAGGAAGAUGACAGGCAAGGACCCCUUGGAGCAGUUCGGCAUCUCUGAAGAGGCUAGGUUCCAACUGAAUAGCCUGCCUAGGGAUGGGAAGACUUGUGUUGGCUCCCAGCUAGAUUUGUUGGACUGACCUCCGCUGGGCCCCUGGCUAUCUUGGGAGGUGUUUUUUAAAAAAUGUCUAUUCAAAGCCAGAUGUCCAGAGGAGGUGGGCAGGAGCUAUGGUCCCUGUUCCCAUGCCAUCUCCCCGCCAAUACCUUUGAGUGCCCCCACCCAAGGACUGAGCCUGGCUUCCGUUACCAGGUGAAUGUAUAAUGCUAGGUAAAGCUGUGAACCCCACUCCUGCUGAUAGAGCAGGCCAUGGUGCUGGCCUUCAGUGCUGAGCCCGCUCCUUAAUAAAGGUACCUCUUUUCCAAGCCA
Molecule: messenger RNA, 882 nt
Organism: Phodopus roborovskii (desert hamster)
Lineage: Eukaryota; Metazoa; Chordata; Mammalia; Rodentia; Cricetidae
Gene: Plekhj1
Product: pleckstrin homology domain containing J1
Exons: 6
Coding region: 104-595 (163 amino acids)
Biological process (GO): endosome organization; retrograde transport, endosome to Golgi; receptor recycling
Cellular component (GO): recycling endosome; early endosome; trans-Golgi network
Source: RefSeq, a predicted model, not a curated record